AGUUUUGGUAACGAAAUGGAUUUAAAAUGUGUCGCUAUUUUGAAAUACAAGUCCAAAUUAAGUAUAGAUCUGCUAAAAAAAAAAAAGACUGUUGAAUGUGCAUUUAUUUUUAUAUAUAGCAUUCUUUGGGGGGCAUGAAAGAUACAGAAAAACAUCAUGUGACCGCACAGGCCUCCAAAGCUGUCCCAUUUCUCACCAUAACGAGUGGGCAAUCCUAUUCAGCUUGGAACAAUGUUUUCACCCACUUAACAGAUUUAUGGCCUUCAAAUGUAUCUCAAACCGUUGGCCAUUUGCAUGUUGUGCACUGACCAGAUCACCUACAGGGCUGGUACACAAGUAUGUGGCAGAAGGAAAAACACAUUUUCUUGUGUAACAAGCGUCCAAAAAAGAAACCAAAUUGUCUAAAAGCCCUAAAACUGACAACUGGCACGAAUGCAAAUUUUGAUGGUAAUGGUGUUAAAAGGGCACAGGGCUUUUAUAAUGAAAGAGUUCCACACUUUGAGAGUUAUGGAUGUCCCCUAGAGUUUCGGGAAGGAAUGUAAUCCCACCCCAGCACCACCCCCCACCCUGCUUCCAUUCAUCCACUCACUGCAGUAAUGAAUGCAAGAGAGGAGGGAGGCUGCGUGAAGUCCACUUUCCAGCUAGUUGCACUUGUUCUGAGUGGCCCACUGUACCCAUCGCCGCCAUGGGGCGAAAGAUCAAGUCUGUUUACCUCCUUCCUCUCCUCAUUUUUACUGAAGUGUCUGCUUUGAAGAUACGGAACAAGCUGCUGGGAACAUGCUUGCAGGUACAAGAUGGUACUCCAGGGGGGAGAGUGUCACUCGGGGAAUGCAACCCGCAGUCGGCGUUACAAGAAUGGCUCUGGCUGUCUGGCAGCCAGGCUCUCAGCAACCAUUUCACCGGGGAGUGUCUGACUGCACCGGAAGAGCAGUUUGAGGGUGUUCACAUGCAGCCCUGCAACGUUGAAGGCCAAGUUGAAGAAGCUGGCACAGAGUUGGACAAUGAUGCAGGCAGCCAGAAAUGGUCUUGUACCAAGAAAGGCCACUUGACUUUGCUGGGGAGGGGGCUGCACUUGAGUGCCACACAAGAAUCUACUUUACUGUUCUUAUCGAGGGAACAUAAACAGCAGGGCAGUCGGUGGAGGACGCUGGACGACCAAACACUGUGUGAUGGCAGAGACAGCAACCAUCACCACCACAACCAGCAUCACCACUCUCUGGGAAAGUCAAUGGAACACGCCAUUUUACCAAUCACUGAUAUGGACAGACAAGCAGCUGAUGUUACAUUUAGUAAUGGCAUCACAGAAGGAUUUUCUGUCAGAAACGUGUCUGAUGUUUUAUUCCUGAGCACCAAAUCCCCUGCGGAUCCAACCAUGGUUUUCUUCAGCAUGGACUACGGCAUGGGCUGGAAAAUAACCAUGUUGGUUUUAAGCUCUUUGGCUCUCGUCCUGGGAACGGUGAUCCUUAUUCUCAAUGUUUAUUCCAAUAGGAGGAAGAAGGUGGUGUGUGUUCUGAAGUCGUACACUCCAAGGCCAGAGGCUGGUGUUCCAGGGUCCCCGGUGCCCAAUGAGAGAGCUCCCCUAACAGAGCAUGCCAUGUGCCUCCCGCUCUCCUCCCCUACUUUACAACGAGGAGAAAUCCUGAUUGAGUGGAAAGAUGGCACCGUCACGCCACUCUAUGAGGCCUGAAGGUUGUGCAAUUAGCACACAGAAUGUUACUGUCUGACAAGGCGGUUUUAGUGAAAACAGAUGAGAAAACAAAGAGAAGACUGGAGGUUUUUCAUAUGUAUGAAGCUAGUGGUAUUGCAAUGAUACAAAACUAUUUCUUAAUUUGAAAGUCUCUACUGGCCAUUUAUGUGAGCUAAUAGUUUAAGCAUCCCCGUUUAAAUUGACAUUUAAACAGCAGUCUGUUCCUAGGGGUUGUUUAUGAGCACUAAACAUAACAAAAAACAGUCAUGAUCUUUACUUGUUUUUGCCGUUUUUGAGAGAAGAGCCACUCAAACGGUCGGUUUUGAAUUUGCAGGUUUUUAUGAUACUGUAUCAUGAAUGGAAAAACCUCCUUCCUCAUGAUACCACCUCUGACCCACCCCUAACUAGAUGCCUGCCCCGUGAUUCCCCACCACUUCACAGAGAAAUAAAUAAAUAAAUACAAAUCAGGCUUCACUACUCAUCUUAAAAUAAAGCCUCUGUCAACUAUCCGUUGGUCAGCUAUAAAGAUGCGAGAGCUGUAAGUUUGAUCAUUCUGUUUUUAUUCAGGCUAAUCCAGCAUGAUACAUACGUAUCGCAUUUAGAACGAGGACUGAGUCACAUUUGAAAAUCUGAAUUACACAGUUCACACUGACAUGAAAAAAUCUGAUCCAGGUCACGUUUGAGCAAAAAAUAUCUGAAUUGCCCUGCAGGGCAAGUGUCAGGUUACAGUGUAUUGUACAUCUAAAAAGUGGAUAUCGUGCACAAUAACCCUUCUUGGAGACACACACUCUGUAAACACAGCUCACUAGCAUUAAAACUACACACACACAAAUCAUCGUGGUCCCAGUAGGGCUUACUAAAACCACUUUUAAAAGUGUCGAUACGCUUCCAAUACACGGUUACGGGACCUCUGAGACGUACUGUAUUUAAAAUUGUUGAAACAUAGUAUAUUAUGGGAUUUUUACAUAAAUGUCAUCUUCUGGACUUUUGACUGAAUGGAAAGUGUAAGAGGUUACAUUCAGCUGCUGGCCUCAACUCAACAGCUUGUCAUUUCUUUUUAUUCAUCGUAAUCUAAUAAUGGUUUGUUUACGGGUGCCUAAUUAAAGUUAUGUGUUUUUACUAGGCAUAAUGUUGUUAUGUAGUCGUGGCUACCAUGGUUGCCAGUUGCCUUUAAGGUGGGAAAUAUUGUGUAAUAAAAGAAGAAAUAAUGGAUAACCUUUAGUUAAAAUGUCUGUUUGGAUAUGUUGUGACUCAUGUAAUGCAUUUUCUUGCAUUUAAUAACAUUUUUCUAUAAUGGAAAUGAGGAUGUAGAGGAAGGAAUGUUUUUCGUAGGAUUUCAGGUCUACGUUGACCAUGACUUCCAGUGUAAAUUAAGGUAGGUAAUAGUUUGUAAGGUUAACUCUAAUCAACUUGUUGACUUACAGCAUUUUUCUGAAAUAAACGUUUGGAACAUUUUUAAAGCAA
Molecule: messenger RNA, 3151 nt
Organism: Dunckerocampus dactyliophorus (ringed pipefish)
Lineage: Eukaryota; Metazoa; Chordata; Actinopteri; Syngnathiformes; Syngnathidae
Exons: 6
Coding region: 512-1687 (391 amino acids)
Source: RefSeq, a predicted model, not a curated record